UUCACUCCCGUUCAAAUGUAGAGUAGCAUCCUCCAACAACAUAUUUGGACGCACCGAGGAUCCAUUCGUGCCUCAGAAGGGAUGGCUGAAGACAAAGUGGAGCUUCACAACAUGGAGAAAGCUCUGAUGGAUAAGAUGGGACAGCAUGAUGUGAGAGACCCGAACCUGUUUGAGCGGCUCUUCCAGCCGUGUGUAGCCGAGCUGGUGGGAACCGCUUUCUUUGUGUUCAUCGGGUGUGUGUCCGUCAUUGAAAACGUGUCGGACGCCGGCAGACUACAGCCCGCGCUGGCUCACGGGCUCGCGGUGGCGGUGCUCAUCGCAUGUAUGGCAGAGAUCAGUGGUUCACAUUUCAAUCCAUCAUUCACCAUUGCCGUCUACCUCUGUGGUGGGAUGGAGUUGAAAAUGGUGGCGCCGUACCUGAUCUCUCAGCUUACUGGAGGUUUACUUGGUGCAGUCAUGGCCAACGGAAUGACCUCAAAUGAGAAAUAUGCACAAGCUCAAGGUGCGGCAUUUACGGUUCUCCAGGCUGAUGACCAUGUUUGGAAGCCGUUAUUUGGAGAAAUUGCCAUGACGUGUCUUGUUACCAUGGUGGUUUUACUGGGUGCAGUUAAUGCCAAGAGCAAAAGUCCGUUGGUGCCAUUUUUGGUGGGCUGCACAGUAAUUAUUAAUGUACUAGUGGGUGGUGAUGUGUCUGGUACGUGCUUAAAUCCUGCGAGAGCGUUGGGUCCUGCAGUGCUGACCAACUACUGGACUCACCACUGGGUUUACUGGGUGGGACCCAUUACUGGUGGCCUUAUCGCUGCUGCAUUAGUCAGAAUUUUGCUCGGAGACAACAACACCCGUCUACUGAUGAAGUAACAUUCAGUACAGCUUUCAAACAGACUUCUGGUUUUUAUUUUCUUAAUUCUCUGUCUUCUUUUGAGUGCACAAGAAUUGAACUUAUUCUGAUGAUUUGCCCAUUUCAUUUAGUUCAAUAAAAAUGUCAGAUCAUUUGCAGGCCUAAAUCCUGCUGUGAAGCUGAAUGGGGAAAGGUUGCUCUGGUGAAUAUUAAUACUAUUUAAAAUUGUAUAUUUUAAAUUAGGAAAUUUUUAAAUGGAAUGGAAAUUCUAAAUAUAAUACAUUAUAUCCACACUUUAAUUUACACAAUUGCAGUAUUCUAUUAUUUUAUGUUCAUUCAUUAUGCACAUUUUUAUGCCCUUACAUUACCCAUUUCUUGGUAAUUAAUCAGAAUAAACUCUGCAAUACAAAUGAAAUGACUCUUUUUUU
Molecule: messenger RNA, 1266 nt
Organism: Cyprinus carpio (common carp)
Lineage: Eukaryota; Metazoa; Chordata; Actinopteri; Cypriniformes; Cyprinidae
Product: aquaporin-8
Biological process (GO): transmembrane transport
Cellular component (GO): plasma membrane
Molecular function (GO): water channel activity
Source: RefSeq, a predicted model, not a curated record